AGACAUUCUUGAGUCGGACCCAAAAACAGGCCUCAUGAAACUGACCACCUUAUAUUCAAAAACAUGUUCCAGCUUCUUGGGUGCAAUCUGAUCUCCAAACGGUCUCUUACAAAUAUUACGACGCUGAGCCUGCAGCCACCAAAAGUCGAUCGGCAGACGAGGACAUCAAGAUGUCUUGGGUCGAUUGUUGUCGUUCUUUCGCCCGGGUCACAUCGUACUCUGGGUACAACAAGGUUUCAAUCGACUCGUUCAGGUCGCCCCAUCUGUAAAUUUAUCAACGCCGCCUCUUUUAUUGGGAAACCAGUUUCAGAUCGAGAGCUAUCGGAAUCCGCUGCAUCAAGACGGAAGACCCCCACUAGAUUUGGCAAGUGGGUGGAAACGGAGAAGCAGAACUGGAGCGAAGAGUUUUUAAGAUGGUGUCCCGAAGACCGGCCUCGGAAGUACGAAAGGAUGACCAACUCUGGCCACGAUUGGUGGUUCAUUAAUCAUUCGACUGUCGACCCUGCUAGGCCGACAUAUCUGGGAGUGGCUGAUGGGGUCGGAGGGUGGGCGGAGGGUGGGACUGAUCCGGCGGAAGUCUCGCAGGGCAUCAUGUUUCACGCCGAUCGGAUAUUGGAGGAUCCAUCAGCUCAGCAGACGGAUGAAGGACCGAAAUCAGUACUAUCCAAAGCGUUCCAAGCAACGCUGAAGGAUGAACAGGUCCGUGGAGGAGCGUCGACUGCUUUGAUCGCCCGACUCGACCCAAACACCGCUGGUCUUCAUUGGGCUAAUCUGGGCGACUCAAGCAUGAUCCACAUCCAAGCCGGGGCGGAGAAAGUGGGCACCCAGUCGAAAGCGCAGACGCAUUUCUUUAACUGUCCUUACCAGCUCACCAAGUUCCCGAGGGGAUAUCCGAGCCAAGACUUCGUCGCCGACACGCCCGAGAUGGCCGACUCGGACACGCAGACCCUCCAGGACGGCGAUCUGGUCCUGCUCUUCACCGACGGGAUCGGCGAUAAUCUGUGGACCGACGAGAUCCGCUCCCUCGUUCGCUUGGUCAUCAACAGCAAACCAUCUUGGAACGAUCCCGAGCUCGUCCAAGCCCUUGCCCAUACAAUAUGCGAUUGCGCGCAGAGAGCUAGCUUUCAAGAGAAUCGAUCGACACCCUUUGAAGCCUACGCUGUCAAACAUGGGAUCACUGACUUGAAAGGCGGAAAGGUUGAUGACAUCACGUUGGUCGUUUCCCUAGUGAGGUAUCUGACUUAACCUUCAUCUCUCAUGCUUGACUGGCCAAAAGUAAGUAGCAAGGAAGGAGCCAGCUGCAGACAGUAAUAUCCACCACUAAUAUAGAGAUCGAUGGGAGUCCCAGUGGAAGAUCCAUGUUGCUUGAAUCAUGUUCUUUGAGCGUCAAGAAUCAAUCAUCAAAGAAGACCAUCUUCUUUUGAUUCUUUCUUUGUUCAAUAAAAAAAAAUCACUGGGCUUUUAAUCUAGAUGGCAUCGAUUUAGUGUGGCAGUUGUUGUUCAAUCAAGACUUGUGAAUUGAUGGAAGGGUGAAUGUCUCAUAAGAUUGGAUUGCCAACAAC
Puccinia graminis f. sp. tritici CRL 75-36-700-3 is the source of this 1562-nucleotide messenger RNA. RefSeq lists its product as uncharacterized. The record is from RefSeq and is a predicted model, not a curated record. The coding region runs from base 64 to 1245 and encodes 393 amino acids. Lineage: Eukaryota; Fungi; Basidiomycota; Pucciniomycetes; Pucciniales; Pucciniaceae. The transcript is spliced from 5 exons.